CCCGUUUUCGAGACAGACGUGAAUGCCAACUUGUGUAGAACCGUGUCCGAUCGCAAACCAUCGUCUAUCGUCCGGCCGCAGCAGGAUUGUAAGGCAAAAACCAGAUCUUCCCAUCCAGACCGGGCGCGCCGUAGUGACCUAGAAAUUAUCGUAACAAGUUGCAAUUUCUUCGCACGUUAAUUCGAUCAUAGAGGUAUUGGAGGUCGUGUCUUAUUCAAACCAUGGGUAAACACGUGACAAUUGCACUUUUCACCGUGACCCUCGUCAUCGCACAGAUGGUCGUCGAAGGUGCCAAAGAUACCAAAGAAAAGCACAUCAAGUAUAAGGAGAAAGAUAUGAUGCGAAAAUCCAUUGUGUACGAUAAGAAUACACCGGAUGUUUUCUAUUGUCCCACGAACAAGCCGACCGGAAUGGACAAGAUGAUUGUGAGGUCCCGCCCGUUGCUUAAACUGUGUGAGUAUGAAGGAAAGCCCUUACCAGAGGACUACAAAUCCGACUGCUAUAAGGAUCUGGACGAGAGCGACUACGCGUGCAAGGAGAAAUACAGGAUUAUGAUGCGUAUGCACCCACCCGGUAGCGACGCUCCCUUCAACGGAUCCCGCCUGAGCCGAUUCCUCGAGAUGGAUGAGGACAUGCAAAGAAUCAAGUCCAAGCGGCACAACAAACUGACCUGAGGAUGCUGUAGCACCCAAAAACAUAAUACGAUAUUUUGUAAAUAAUUCGAUUGCCAUAAUUGCUAUACCAUUUCGAUGAGCAUACGAUAUUUUGAGCUGGCAUGCACGUGUCAAAUACAAUACUCGCACACCCUAUUGGAGUCUAAAUCAUGAUGAGGAAUUGUUUCGAGCGUGUGCAAUACUACGAUUGUUUGUUUUGUCUGUUGUGAAAGGGUCGAAUCUUGUACGAUAGGGUUUAAAUUGUUUUAUUGUUAGUUUUGUUAUGCGAACAGUUUGGAUGCUUCGUUAAUUAUGUUUAUAUGACAGGGUAAUGAACGGUCGAUCAGUUGAGUUGAUUCAUUUAUGUAACAAAAUCUCGAUUUCUGUGAACUUUUGCUUGCAAAACAUAAAAUUUGAUUUGUUUUACUGCAAAUGUGAUUUAAUAACAAUACUAAAUUUAUCGCUGA
Topomyia yanbarensis is the source of this 1120-nucleotide messenger RNA. RefSeq lists its product as uncharacterized. NCBI's taxonomy places the organism in Eukaryota, Metazoa, Arthropoda, Insecta, Diptera, Culicidae. The record is from RefSeq and is a predicted model, not a curated record. The transcript has 4 exons. The coding region runs from base 222 to 674 and encodes 150 amino acids.